GAGCCAGCGACACAGCGGACGCGCGAUGCAGACGCAUCACACCCAGAUCCGGUGUCGCAGGCCGUCUCUACCGCUGCGUCCACGCAGUACAUGUUUGACGACAUCGACGAGACGUUCUUGCAAGAGGUCAGCGUCGUGGAGCAGGAAGCUGCCCGCCGAUUCCUCGGGAACGCCCGGUCGAACCCCGUACCCCGGGAUGCGUCAAGUGAACGAAGGCAGCCGUCCGGCCCCGUCGUCGCGUCCGCGAGAAUCACACAGAGAAGCUCCUUCAAGCGGAAGCGGUCGGACGUACUAUCCAGCGCCCCGGCCACGCCUUCGAAACGCCUGAAGGGCAACAGGACCAAGUCCGGCGACAUCCCGGAGACAGUGGACCCGCAUGCUUCCGCACGCCAAGUGCUCAGCGGUAUAGAGGAAGAGUUGUCGUGUCCCAUUUGUAUGGAGGUGCUAGCCACGACUUACAUCACAAACCCAUGUGGACACUCAUGUUGCGGUGACUGUCUGCUGCAGUGGAUUGAUACUUCUCGGAAGCCGGGACCGACCGAACAUCCCAAGUGCCCGGUUUGCAGAACCCAGCUGUGCCGCGACCGUCCAGCUAUCCGGAACGUAGCAAUGGACAGCGUUGCCCGACGAUACGUCUCCAGCGCGGAGGAAGUCGGGAAGGUCGACUGGCAGCCGACUGGAGAUCGCCGGAGGAACUUCCUCACACGGUCCAACCACUCCGCGGUGUUGGCCGGCCAGUUUGCACAGCUGCCGAACACCUUCCCAUUGACCGUAGAAGAAGACCCAGACUUCGCACUA
Trametes versicolor FP-101664 SS1 is the source of this 798-nucleotide messenger RNA. RefSeq names its product RING/U-box. Gene Ontology annotation, molecular function: metal ion binding; transcription factor binding. Gene Ontology annotation, biological process: positive regulation of transcription by RNA polymerase II. The record is from RefSeq and is a predicted model, not a curated record. The transcript is spliced from 7 exons. The annotation marks the transcript as partial. NCBI's taxonomy places the organism in Eukaryota, Fungi, Basidiomycota, Agaricomycetes, Polyporales, Polyporaceae.